UAAGUUACAUACCCCUAAAUUAAAUGUUUAGAAAGCUGUACUUUUAGUGUCUGGAGUUCAUUUUAGCUAGUUUGACUUUAGUCAAAAAAUAUGCCCCAACCUGUCGCUUCCAAGGCUCGUGUCAUAAAAAUUCUCAAUCGGAUUGGAGCCCGAGGCAUUCUAACCGAAGUUCGUGUGCAGCUGGUCGAUCAACCCAAGAUGCAAUUCAUGCGGACGGUCAAGGGACCUGUGCGUCUGGGAGAUAUCGUGGAUUUCGAGGACACUGAGUUGACAUGGCAAUCUUCGAGCAGGAGCAAUAGCAAUUUUGAAGAUAUAUGCUAGGUGAAUGCAGAAUAAAUAAAAUUGAGAAAAAAUACCUAACUGCG
This is a messenger RNA of Drosophila melanogaster (fruit fly), 365 nucleotides long. RefSeq names its product ribosomal protein S28-like (gene RpS28-like). Lineage: Eukaryota; Metazoa; Arthropoda; Insecta; Diptera; Drosophilidae. Gene Ontology annotation, cellular component: ribosome. The record is from RefSeq and is marked reviewed. Gene Ontology annotation, biological process: translation. Gene Ontology annotation, molecular function: structural constituent of ribosome. The transcript has 2 exons. The coding region runs from base 91 to 321 and encodes 76 amino acids.